Neurospora crassa OR74A is the source of this 2366-nucleotide messenger RNA. RefSeq names its product 1,3-beta-glucanosyltransferase Gel2. Gene Ontology annotation, cellular component: fungal-type cell wall; cytoplasm. Gene Ontology annotation, molecular function: 1,3-beta-glucanosyltransferase activity. The transcript is spliced from 3 exons. Gene Ontology annotation, biological process: fungal-type cell wall (1->3)-beta-D-glucan biosynthetic process. Bases 448 to 1932 code for a protein of 494 amino acids. Lineage: Eukaryota; Fungi; Ascomycota; Sordariomycetes; Sordariales; Sordariaceae. The record is from RefSeq and is a predicted model, not a curated record.
CUUGCUUGCCCGUGUUCGGCUUGGGGUGUGCCGCCCCUGGUAUCUUGGCCUGUUCCAACUUGCGCCUUGGAAUCUCCCUUUUCUUCCUUGCUUUCCUCUCUUUCCUUUCUAUUUCGUCCCCGUCUUUUCCGUACAACGCAUCGACUUUGGCGUCUUGUUGGAGUCGCAUUCUCUGCACCUUCUUUAAUUCCUGACACUCGUUCGUCCGAUUUGCCUGAUCUGAGGCUCCGCUCUUUCUUCUUGUCGCUCCUUUAGACAGCUUUGUUGUGAUUGCCUGCCGACCGCCGUUUUCUCAUUUCGAGUCUCCGUUGCCCUUCGAUCUACUACUACUAGUAUUUGGGCAGAUCACCAGAGCAACAACUCGUCGUCAAUCAACAACCGAACUCGGUCAUCUCGACUUGCAAAUCCAGUAGCUGCGGAAUUUCCAGACCCCAUCAUACUAUUGCCAUGCUUAUCCAAUCGACUCUUAUCGCGCUCAGCGCGACCCUCGCGGCCGCCGUCAAGCCCUUGACGGUCAAGAACCAGUUCUUCGUCGACCCCAACGACAACAUCUUCCAGAUCGUCGGUGUCGCCUACCAGCCCGGUGGCUCUGCUGGCUACAAUGCCGCCCUCGGAAAGGACCCCCUCAGCGAUGGCGAUAUCUGCCGCCGUGACGCUGCCAUUCUCCAGAUUCUCGGCGUGAACACCAUUCGUGUCUAUAACUUGAACCCGGAUGUCAACCACGACGAGUGCGCCAGCAUCUUCAACGCCGCCGGUAUCUACAUGAUCCUCGACGUCAACUCUCCCCAGGUUGCCGGCUCCCUGCAGAACUACAACCCCUGGGAGUCGUACUAUGACACCUACGUCAACCGUACUUUCGCCGUUGUCGAGGCCUUCAAGAACUACGACAACACCCUUGCCUUCUUCUCCGGAAACGAGGUCAUCAACGACGCUUCUUCCGCCGGCCAGGUCCCCCCUUACAUGAGGGCCGUCACCCGCGAUAUCAAGAACUACGUCGCCAAGCACUGCGACCGCAAGAUCCCCGUCGGCUACUCGGCCGCCGAUGUCCGUGACGUUCUCUUCGACAGCUUCGAGUACUUCACCUGCGCCGAGGACGGCAAGUCCGACGACCCUAGCCGCGCCGACAUCUUCGCCCUCAACAGCUACUCCUGGUGCGGCGACAGUGACAUGCAAAAGUCCGGCUACGUCGACCUCGUCGAGGGCUUCAGCAACACCUCCGUCCCCGUCUUCUACUCCGAGUAUGGCUGCAACGAGGUGAAGCCCCGUAUGUUCACCGAAGUUGGCGCCAUCUACGGCAAGGAUUUCAGCCAAGUUUUCUCUGGUGGUAUCGUCUACGAGUACACCGAGGAGGAGAACAGCUACGGUCUCGUCAGCGUCAACACCAAGGACCAGUCCGUCACCCUCCUCAAGGACUUCUACACCCUCAAGGAUCAGUUCGCCAAGCUCGACUGGAAGAAGAUUCAGGGCGUCAAGUCCGCCAAGGACGGCUCCGGCCCCAAGCCCCCCAAGUGCGACUCCAAGUUGAUCCAGUCCAAGGACUUUGACGGCAACUUCACCCUCCCCGCCAUGCCUCCCAACGUGCCCAAGAUCCUCGCCAAUGGUGUUAGCCCCAAGCCCAGCGGCAAGCUCAUUGAGGUUACCAACUUCAAGUCCAAGUACACUGUCAAGAACGCCGAUGGUAGCGUCAUCUCCGACUUGGCCGUCAAGCCCCUCAGCAACGACGAGAGCAACUCUCCCGGCACCAACGAUGCCAAGAUCCAAUCCUCUGGCAGCGUCACCUCCUCCUCCGGCAACUCCACCACCUCGGGCUCCAGCUCGGAGGCUACGUCCGACGCCAAGAACACCAGCGGCGCCGCCGGCAGCGCCGUUGCUAUGACCGUGCCCGCCAUGGCCAUGGGUGCCUUUGCCAUCUUUGCCGGUCUCGCCUUGUAGAUGAGGCACCGGCACGUCAGAGCGCUGGCUGUUUAGUCGGCGGUUGUCAUUUCUGCAAGUAAAAAUAGGUCAUCAAGAAGAUGCUAUAGAGUUAAACCGAUUGAUAGCGCAAGUUGUAAUAAUCUGAAAGGUCAUUAUGAUGUUCCGCCAAAUUCCUUUUUUCGCCUUUGGUGCUAUUGUUACUGCUGGUGGUCAUGGAAUAGUUGAUGUAAAGUCUUGUGCUGUUCCUGGGGUCUGUAGGCGCUCGAAAUCGAGCGGUUAAAGCUUUGCUAUGUUUCCUUGAGGGGUGUGGUGAGAAAGGGAUGGAGUUAAAGUUGAGGUGAAUAAUGCAAAGGAGGCAGAGAAAGUGAGUGAAAGUUGGUAAUUACCCGAGUGUAGUGAUUAGUGAAGGAUCGUACAUGGUGACUAUUAUCGUGAUACCGGCAAAGAGGACA